AUGUCUUCACAAGAUUUUGAGACUUUAAUAAAUAUGGUUGGGCCAAAAAUACAAAAAAGUGAUACACGUUUUCGGAAAGCAAUUCCAGUCAAAGAACGAUUAGCGGUUACUUUACGCUUUCUUGCUACCGGUGAUUCGUACACAAGUUUGCAGUACCUUUUUGGGAUGUCCAAACAAAUAAUAUCACUUAUUAUUCCAGAAGUUUGUGAAGCACUUAUUGAAGGACUUCAAGAUAACAUUAAGGUAAAAUACAUAAUCAUAUAA
This is a messenger RNA of Macrosiphum euphorbiae (potato aphid), 264 nucleotides long. The record is from the annotation of a GenBank genome assembly. Lineage: Eukaryota; Metazoa; Arthropoda; Insecta; Hemiptera; Aphididae.